AUGAAUAUCAAGCACAUCUUCCAGCCCAAGAAAUGGACUUUGACCUCCAAGCAGCCAGAUGCCGAGGAUCCUGCUGUGCAAAAGAAGGUAGGAGCCAGCAAGAACGACACCAUGAGAUGCUCUGCUACUACGUUCUCCAGCGAUGUUUCCAUGUCCACGCACAAAUCGAAAACGUCCAGGUCGUCGAGCAAGUCUGGCGGACGAAGCCGCAAGAGCAGCAAGAGUAGCAAGAGCGGCAACCGGCCUCACCAAAUCUCCAAAAUCCCCGAAUCGAUUGUGGAGUACCAAUCACCCAACGAAAAAGUGAUCAUUGCAUUCUUGAAAGCCUGGAACAACCAUUCCAACUUUGAAGAAACACUCAGCUUCUUUGAUUCCAAAGACACUCCUGUCAAGCUCGAGGAUGGUAAAAGUCUCACGGGAGAGAUCUUUGCGGCAGAAAGGCAAAAGGUAUACAAGAGUUUCCCCGACAUCACGUUUACCUAUGAAUCCCUCAAGGAGGAUGGUCACGGAGUGGUGGUUGUGGAUGAGCUACACGUGUGUGGUACUCACACGGGGGAGCCAUAUGGCUUUGCUCACUUCCCUCCUGCCCCAACCAGCAACCGUCGGGUUGUCAAUGAUCCUGAGAGGCUGUGGUUCAAGGUCAAGGAUGGCAAAGUGGUCUUGAUGCAAGUUAUUUCUCUGGGAGAUGUGACUGGGCCACCUGGGUUGUAUGUUCAAGUGGGCGGCAAGCUGGAAAUGCCACCUCCAGGAAAUUAG
Messenger RNA from Seminavis robusta, 756 nucleotides. Lineage: Eukaryota; Bacillariophyta; Bacillariophyceae; Naviculales; Naviculaceae. The record is from the annotation of a GenBank genome assembly.